Nicotiana attenuata is the source of this 1494-nucleotide messenger RNA. RefSeq lists its product as uncharacterized. The transcript is spliced from 4 exons. The record is from RefSeq and is a predicted model, not a curated record. NCBI's taxonomy places the organism in Eukaryota, Viridiplantae, Streptophyta, Magnoliopsida, Solanales, Solanaceae. Bases 1 to 1494 code for a protein of 497 amino acids.
AUGGCGACUGAGAAAAUCGACCAUACGUAUCCUCUUUUCCUUCAACCUUCUGAUACACCUGGAUUGAUUCUAAUUCCAAUUCAGCUCACAGGGUUUGUAACAGGAAAAUGUGCUAAGGAGAUGUACAAGGAUGCUCUUCUGGAGGAGUGGGAGACUUGUAAUGCGAUAGUACAUUCUUGGAUAAUGAACUCUGUUUCGAAGGACCUGCUCAGUGGAAUCAUCUACGCAUUGAAUGCACAUGCAGUUUGGGAGGACCUCAAGGAGCAUUUUGAUAAGGUGAAUCGAGUACGUAUUUUUCAAUUGCACAGAUCGAUCUCAAGAUUAUCACAAGGAUCGGACUCUGUAUCUGUCUAUUUUACUAAGUUGAAGGAGUUAUGGGUUGAAUAUGAUGUUCUAGUGCGAUUUCCAGACUGUGGUUGUCCUAGAUCCAAGGAAUACAUGAUUCAUCUGCAUCAACAAAGGGUGAUGCAAUUUCUGGAUGGACUAAAUGAUACCUAUGAGCAAGCUCGUCGACAAAUUUUACUGAAAACUACUGAACCAACUCUUAAUCAAGCAUAUGCACUAAUCUUUCAAGAUGAAAGUCAGCAAUCGAUGGGAAGUGUUUCUAUGGCUGAUAAAGGAGAUCCAUUGGCUAUGCAAGCUGGUAGAGGACAGGGAUACAGAGGAAAGAAACAAUUUCUACAACGUGACCAUUGUCGUAUGAAAGGCCACACAAAAGAAAAUUGUUUUACAAUCAUUGGGUAUCCUGAAGACUUUAAGGGAAGAAAACCUUUUCAACUUAGAGGAACACUUACUGCAGCUAACCAUGUAGAGGGAUCAACAACUCAAUCUUCACAAGCAACAACACAGUCUAAGGGAGACUACUUCUCACAGAGGCUCAAUAUCAACAAAUUCUGGGAUUGCUCAACAACAAAGACUCACCAAGUGAAGCUACAACUCAAACUAAUAAUGCAGCUGAGAGAUAGAUGGAUUGCACUAUCCUCUAAUGCUGAAGCUGUGAAUGAACUGAAAGAUAUAUGGAUUGUGGAUUCAGGAGCCACACACCACAUAUCUUCUACAUUAGACUUCACGAGUGAUGUGAGUAAAAUAACUGAUAAGGGAAAGGAAAAGGUUACACUGCCAAUUGGAGGUUGUGCAAAAAUAGAACAUGUUGGGAGCUCUUUUCUGUCAGCUUUUGAUAAGCUGAAAAAUGUGCUUCAUGUGCCUGAUUUUAAGUUCAACCUAAUGGUGAAGGCGAUUGGUAAGGAAGAUGAAGGAUUGUAUGUGCUGAAGGGAAGAGGAAUCAGACAGCUAGCAGCUCAUGUUGGUAUGAAGGUCACAGCUGGAGAUACAGGGGAUCUAUGGCAUAUGAGGCUUGGUCAUGCCUUUAUUCCUGUAAUGCAACAUGUUUCUUUCUUGCAGAAUAAAGUAGAUAGUGAGAUACAAAAUAAAUGCUCUGUUUGCCCCUUGGCAAACCAGUGUAGGCUAAGCUUUCCAGAUAGUGAAAAGGAGUAA